Messenger RNA from Trichoplax adhaerens, 915 nucleotides. RefSeq lists its product as uncharacterized. Bases 1 to 915 code for a protein of 304 amino acids. Gene Ontology annotation, cellular component: membrane. The transcript has a single exon. The record is from RefSeq and is a predicted model, not a curated record. Lineage: Eukaryota; Metazoa; Placozoa; Uniplacotomia; Trichoplacea; Trichoplacidae.
AUGUCUGCCUGUGUCAAGUUGGCUGCAUACGACUUUUUCUUAGUUGCAGCAAUACGAUCUGCUGUACAGAUACUACUCUUACAAUCGGCCAUAAUUAAGCAACAAAAAGACUUAUCCAGCGGUUGUAAGCGUCCACAAGUUUAUUUUGUAUUGGGCAGGACAAUCGCUGGCACAGUAUCUGUUUGUUGUCAGUUUUAUGCUUACCAAAAUAUGAACAUUGGCGAUGCUUCAGCUAUCAUUUUUUCAUCUCCUUUCAUCACUGGUAUUUUAGCUGCUAUUCUUUUAAAAGAAAGAUUUACCGUCUUCAAUUUACUAGCAACUUUAGUCAGCUUUGGUGGUAUUAUACUUGUUGCUAGGCCACCAUUUAUUUUUAGAUCGCAAGCUGAUGAUGCACCAUUUCGCUUUGCUGCAGCUAGCAUUGCAUUUGCUGCCUCUAUAGCUACCAGCAUUGCUAUUUUGAAUAUUAGAAAAAUUGGUAAUAAAGUCGACAGCUAUGUUAUCACUUAUUAUUUUUCAAUUGUUUGCUUUAUUGUGCCUAUAAUCAUAUUUUCUAUAACCACCUCUUAUCGAUUGCCCCAGUGUGGUGCUACAAGAUGGCUCCUAAUUGCUGUAGGAGUGCUAGGAUUUUUAGGCCAAAUUUCUUUCACCAACGCUAUACAGUUGGAGAAAGCUACAUUAAUCUCUAUCAUCAGAACCACGGAUGUGAUAUUUGGAUACAUAUUAGAACUGAUCAUUUUCGGCUCAUCGCCUUCCUUGCUCUCGAUAUUUGGCUCCCUCUUAAUCAUAGCUGGUGCAUCGGCCUUAGCAUUGAAAAAAUGGUAUGACAUUAAAUCUGACAGGAAGGAUUGUAAUCAAUCCAAAACAACAGAGCAAUCGAUAAAUCAACAUCAGGAUUUCACAGAGACGCAUUUAUAG